UGACGCGUUCCGAUUUCUAACCCCAUCCUAAAUCCAGGCAAGAAGGAUCUCGCCAUGGCGCCGCCGCCCACCGCCGCCGCCGCCGCCGCCGUCCGGUGCAACCCGCAAGUCCUCCGCAGGGGCCUGCACCCCGCGCCAUCCCCGCUCCCAUUCGCCUCGCGGGCGGCCUCCACCGCGCCGCUCCGCGUCCCGCCGCUGCGCUUCUCGCUCUCCCCGGUCCCCAAGAGCAUCUCCUCCCCGUCAUCCUCCCGCAUCCCCGUCCGCUCCCUCUUCACCGGGAUCGUCGAGGAGGUCGGCCGCGUGCGCCGCAUCGGCCCGCCGCCCACGCCUCCAUCCGGCGGCGGCGGGGGCGGGGACGCUCCGGGCGUCGACCUCGAGGUCGAGACCAAGAACCUCCUCGCGGGGACGCAGCUGGGGGACAGCGUGGCCGUCGACGGGACGUGCCUCACCGUGGCGGCCAUCGACGCCGCGGCCUCCACGCUCACCUUCGGCGUCGCGCCCGAGACGCUCCGCUGCACGUCCCUCGGCGACCGCGCCGCGGGCGACGACGUCAACCUCGAGCGCGCGCUCACGCCGGCGUCCCGCAUGGGCGGGCACUUCGUGCAGGGCCACGUCGACGGCACCGGCCAGAUCGCCGCCUUCCGGCCCGAGGGCGACUCCGUCUGGGUCACCGUGCGCGCGCCGCCCGAGAUCCUGCGCCUGCUCGUGCCCAAGGGGUUCGUUGCCGUGGACGGGACCAGCCUCACCGUCGUCAACGUCGACGAGGACGGCGGCUGGUUCGACUUCAUGCUCGUGCGCUACACGCAGGACAAUGUUGUGCUGCCCAAGAAGAAGGUAGGGGAUAAGGUGAACCUCGAGGCUGAUAUACUGGGCAAGUAUGUGGUCAAGCUCCUUGCCGGGAGAAUGGAGGCAACCUCCAAGGCAGAUUCUUGAGCUCUUCCUUCUGUUGGUGUUACUGCAAUGUAUUCUUAUUAUGUUCAUCAAUAAAAGUGUAUUUUGUGCA
Messenger RNA from Lolium perenne, 1003 nucleotides. RefSeq names its product riboflavin synthase. Gene Ontology annotation, molecular function: riboflavin synthase activity. The record is from RefSeq and is a predicted model, not a curated record. NCBI's taxonomy places the organism in Eukaryota, Viridiplantae, Streptophyta, Magnoliopsida, Poales, Poaceae. Gene Ontology annotation, biological process: riboflavin biosynthetic process.